GUGCAGCUGCAGUGAGCAAUUUCUUAGCAUUUCGGCAGGUGCGAGUGGGCUUCAGGGAAUGGUGGGCGGGAUACAUAAUUCCUGCUCGGAGCGCCAUUUCCUUACAUUUAUCAUACAGGGUUCAGCUGUGCAUAUAGUCAAACCAAUACAUUCUCACAACGGUGCAAUUCUUGCUAUCCAAGUUUCGGACCCAUAUUCGGCGAACUGGCCGUGCACAGGGCUGGCAAGGAAUGAAAUUGCUUUUACUACCAUACUUAUCCAUAUGAACUUGUGACAAACAGGCUAUGGCGCGUUUAGGGCGCCGCGCGUUAUCGGUCGACGUGGUAACGCAGCGCUGCUCUCAAGGCGCAUUCUUUAGACCAUUAUUUAGAGUAGUGAUAGUUUUAUUAAGCAUCUUGAGUCUCGCAAAUAGCCUCCCGAAUUACGCGUUGAAUGGGCGACCCUGUACUCACCACCCUGACACGCUGGUGAAGGCCGCGACAGGGACUACUGUGCACAAUGCCGUGGUAUCUGACUUGGCAACUGUCUUCACGGUCCUAACCGGCACCGACAGCAACAGCCCGGUGGCGGUGUCGCUUUGCCGGGGCAAGCUGUACACGUUGCAGGUGGCGUUCCCAGCUGCCCGCCGGGCGCUGCUCACAGCGACCGAGGGCGGCAUCAGCGGCAGCGUCACACCCCUGUGCCCCAACCGUGUGGCACUGGGCGGGGCCACCGGCACGGACGCAGGUGUGGCCCCCAGCUACAGCCUAUUGUACCGCGUGCCCUGCAGCACAGCGGGGUCCUCGGUCACCUUCCAGAUCACCUCCGCGGCGCCCUCCGCCCCCACCCUGCUGCUGGGAGCCUCAGCCUCCCUGCCGCUCGACGCAGCCUGCAGCAGCACCCUGUGCGGCAGUAGCAGCGGCGGCAGCAGCGGUGGGGACGGCGGUGCGGUGCGGGACGCGGCGGCCAGCUCGCCGCCGCCGCCGCCGCCUGUGCGCGGGGGCGCGCAAGGGGCGGUCAUUCCAGCGAUGCCAGGCUCCAUUGCCAGCUGGCGCACCGGCCAGGACCUGGCGUACGUGGCGGUGCGGGUGUCGCGACAGGAGGCGGAGGCGGCCUGUGCGGCCCGGGGGUCGGGCACGCGGCUGGCCAGCACCGCCGAGUGGGGGGCGGCGCUGGGGGACAUGCUGGGCGGCCCCCUGGGUGGGCUGAUGGUGGAUGUGAUGGUGUCGCUGUACGACUUUGGGGACAACGGCGGCAGGCCCUGGCACGUGUGGACGGACGCGGGUAGUGCCAGCGGCUCCACCUGCGGCGGCGCCGUGUCGCUGGACACCUCCACAAUGACACUGGCCCGGACCACCAGCAACGCCAUAUGCGCCCAGACGCUGUUCUACAUGUGCAUCGGGCCCACGGGCGUGUACGCGGCCGGCACAGCCACUGCGACCAAGUCGCCACCGCCGCCGCCACGCACCUUGCUGCCGCCGCCACCCCGGCGGCCGCCGCCGCCGCCGCCCAUGACCCCCACCCCGACCACCAGCGUGUCUGGAGGCGUGUCCCAAACCAUCGGCACCCGCACCUACACGGUAUUUGGCACCCGUGUCACCUUUGCCACCGCCCAGUCCGCCUGCGACCAGCUGGGCGGCGCCCGCCUGGCCUCGGUGUCGGACUGGGGCGACAUCAGCGGCCUGAUUGUGGCGGGCGAGGCGCGGGUGCUGUGGGACAGCCUCAGCCAGUCCAUGUUCGGAUUCGGCAGCUAUGGCGACAAGCCCUGGAACGAGUGGGCCUCGGGUGGCGGCGGUCCUGGCAAGGGCGGGUGCGGCGCUGCGCGUAUGGACCCCAUGGCCCUCGUGCUCACAGACAGCAGUCUCACGGCCAGCUGCAGCCAGACACUCAUGUUCGUGUGCGUGUACGAGCCGGGGGCAGCAACGAAGUCCCCGCCACCCCCCUCCCCACCGCCCCCCGCCCCACCCCCGCCUCCACCACUGCCCAAGGGCGUGCCGGUGAAGGUAUCACCGCCUCCGCCGCCACGGCCACCCCCUCCAUCGCCGCCGUCACCCAAACCACCCAAGAAGAAAAAGCCGCCGCCGCCGCCAUCACCCAAGCCGCCGCCGCCGCCCAGGAUACAGCCGCCGCCACCAUCCCCACCGCCGCCAUCACCGCCACCUCCCCCCACGCGCCCGGCGUCGUUCAAGUCGCCGCCGCCCUCACCACCACCCCAGCCGUCGCCACCGCCGCCGCACCCCCGUCCACCCAACACUCGCAAGCAGUCGCCGUCGCCGCCGCCGCCCCGCCCACGUCUGCCCAAGGUCCGCUCGCCGCCGCACCCACCGCCGCCCAGCCCUCCGCCGAGACCGCCGCCGCCCCCCUCGCCGCCGCCCAGCCCCGCCUCCUGUGACGCCUCGUCGGCUGGCUAUGCCUGCAGCAUGGCUCUGGGUGAGAGCAUGCGGCUGCACUGGAGCCCAGCCAACCUGGCCACCGCCGCCUCCGCUGCCGCCAGCACGCCGCCGCCCGCCAGCUUCUGCGCCGCUGUGUACGGCAGCGGCACACGCGGCUCCGUACAUAUCAUGCUGGAGGCCGCCGGGGCAGACCGGCUGAGUCUGAUCUUCCCGGCUGCUGCUGCGGGCGGGCUGUCUCCGGGCAUCACCGCCGCCAUUACAGACGACGGCUCCAUCCUCACCUCCACGUUCAGGAUCAAGACCACCCCCGGCCCCAGCGACACCGUGGCACUUCCCUACACGGUGCCAGCCGGCUGGGGCGCCCGCCUCCGUCCGCCCGGCACCUCCCUGCCGCCGCCCCCGCCGCCCUCACCGCCGCCGCCGGUCAACUUCGACCCUGCCGUGUUUGGCCCCGGGCCCUGGCCGCUGGGCCUGCCGCGUGCCAUCAACUGGACUGAGGGCCGUGCCGCAGUGCUGCUGCCGCCCAACGCCGCCGACAUUGAGGCGGCUGGCAACGGCGUGGGGGUGUACCGCCUGGCGCUGUGCUUCACUGCGGCAUCCGGAGCACCCACCGGCAUACGCGGCCUGGACUCGUACCUGGCCAGCCUGGUGCCCGCAGACCCCUCCGUGCUGGCGGCGCGGCUGGCGGCCACUGCGGUGCUGGGCCGCCGCAGGCUGCAGCAGCAGGAGGAGCAGCAGCAGGAGGAGGCAUUGGUGACUGGGGAGGCCUCUGGCGUGCUCAUUGCGGGUGCUGUUGUCGUGGGAGGCCAGCGACGGCUGGCGGCCGCGGAGGACGCGCCCCCGCCAGAGGGAGAAGUCGUGUUCAGUCCGCCGCCGCCGCCCCGGCCGCCGCCGCCGCCCUCGCCUCCCGGGCAGGCCGUGUUCAUCGGCAAUGCAGUGGCGGCGCAGCUGGGCGCCGGCGGCCGGCGGGUGCUGCUGCUGCGGCAGGCUGGCAUUGAGUCCACCUGCGAGACCUCAUGCGCGGCGCUGGGCCCGCGCUGGAGCCUAGGCCCCAGUGCCGCGCCCGGCUACCUCCUGCAGGGCACCGAGUACACCGCGGCCUGGGCGGUGCUGCUGCAGCAGAUACCGCCGCGCCCAGACGCCCUCGCCAAGGGGCUGGUGGUGGGCGCCUGGCUGGGCAAGGCGGCGGCCACCUACGUGCCGCGCAACCCGGACGUGGCGGACGGGCCGGCUGCCACCUCGCCCUGCACGGGGCUGCGGUGGGGGGACGGCAGCCUGAGGUCCACCCCCUGUGAGUCGUACGGCUGGUGCAUGUGCUGGAGCGCGUAAGGGUGGAUGGGGAUUGUGGAGGUAGCGCAUUGGUGGGGAUGUGGUAAGAGGUGGAGUGAGUCUGUUUGAGAGAGCGUGUGAGCGAGUGCAGCAUGGUGAGAGGCUUACGAGGGUGGAGGCUGAGAAGCCGGUGUGGCGAGGUGGGGUCAGGAGGCAUACUUUACACGUAAACCCAUAUUACACAUCUCACCAGACGUGAUGUUUGGAUGCAUGUUUAUGUCCUGCUGCCUGCGGAUAUGGUCUCGAGCGGACGUAGGGUGCAGACAGGUAUGGGUAACCGGCAGCCGCGGCAGGACAUUUCAACAUGCCCAUACCAUGACAUGAUGACAUUACUCCGGCAAGCUAGCCACUGGCUGCCUUGCUGGCGCAUUGAUUUGACUACCGACGCGGUAUACUAGCAUGUCAACCCCGAGUGGAAUUACUGCCGGGUCUUCUGUGUGCUUGUCCAGCAGACUUGACCAUGGGGCUUCAAUCACGGCUAGUGUAAACUGUACGAUGUAAGUACGUUGACGAUGGAUGAGGAUACUGCGAUCGCUGUAACGUUAACGCGAG
Messenger RNA from Chlamydomonas reinhardtii, 4253 nucleotides. RefSeq lists its product as uncharacterized. The record is from RefSeq and is a predicted model, not a curated record. NCBI's taxonomy places the organism in Eukaryota, Viridiplantae, Chlorophyta, Chlorophyceae, Chlamydomonadales, Chlamydomonadaceae. Bases 285 to 3701 code for a protein of 1138 amino acids. The transcript is spliced from 12 exons.